AUGUUUUACAAAGUAUUUUUCGCAGUCUUAUCAUUCAUGACUGUGGCCAUAGAAUUCUCUCAGGAGAAGUGGGAAUGUCUGAAUCCUGCUCAGUGAAAUUUGUAUAGAGGCGCAAUGUUAGAGAACUACAGAAACCUGCUCUUGUUAGGUCUCACUGUAUCUAAGCUGGACCUGGUGACCUUUUUGGAGGGAAGGAAAGAGCCCUGGACUGUGACAAGUGAGGAGACCGUAGCUGCACAGCCAGGAAUGUGUUCCUAUUUUGCCCAAGACCUUUGGCUAGCGGAGAGUGUAAAAGAUUCUUUCCAAACAAUAAUACUGAGAAAAUAUGAAAAAUCUGGAUAUCACAAUUUACAGUUAAAAAAAGGGCAUAAAGGCGUGGAUGAGUAUAAGGUGUCCAAAGGAAGUUUUAACGGACAGUGUUUGACAACUACCCAGAGCAAAAUAUUUCAAUGUGAUAAAUAUGUGAAAGACUUUCAUACGUUUUCAAAUUCAAAUAGACAUAAGACGGAAAAGAAUCCUUUCAAGUGUGAACAGUGUGGCAAAUCAUUUUGCAUUCUUUCACACCUAACUCAACAUGAAAAAAUUCACACUACUGUGAAUUCCUACAAACUUGAAGAAUGUGGCAAGGCCUGUAGUGUAUCCUCAACCCUUUCUCAACAUAAAAGAAUUCAUACAGGACAGAAACACUACAAAUGUAAAGAACGUGGCAAAGAUUUUAACAAGUCCUCACACCUUAACACACAUAAGAUAAUUCAUACUGGAGAGAAAUCCUACACAACUGAAGAAUGUGGCAAGACUUUUAACGUAUCCUCACACCUUAAUACACGUACGAUAAUUCAUACUGCAGAGAAUGCCUACAAAUGUAAAGAGUGCGGCAAAGCUUUUAACCAAUUGUCAACUCUUACUAGACAUAAGAAAAUUCAUGCUGGAGAGAAACCCUUCAUAUGUGAACAUUGUGGCAAAGCUUUUAACCAAUCCUCCAACCUUACUAAACAUAAGAGAAUUCAUACUGGAGAUAAACCUUAUAAAUGUGAAGAAUGUGGCAAAGCCUUUAAUGUAUCCUCAACCCUUACUCAACAUAAGAGAAUUCACACGGGGGAGAAACCUUACAAAUGUGAAGAGUGUGGCAAAGCCUUUAAUGUGUCCUCAACCCUUACUCAACAUAAGAGAAUUCAUACUGGAGAGAAACCAUACAAAUGUGAAGAAUGUGGCAAAGCCUUUAACACAUCCUCACACCUUACCACACAUAAGAGAAUUCAUACGGGAGAGAAACCCUACAAAUGUGAAGAAUGUGGCAAAGCCUUUAGCCAGUUCUCACAACUUACUACACAUCAGAUAAUUCAUACUGGGGAGAAACCCUACAAAUGUGAAGAAUGUGGCAAAGCAUUUAAGCAACUCUCAGCCCUUACUGCACAUAAGACAAUUCAUACUGGAGAGAAACCCUACAAAUGUGAAGAAUGUGGCAAAGCUUUUAACCUAUCAUCACACCUUACUACACAUAAGAAAAUUCAUACUGGAGAGAAACCCUACAAAUGUAAAGAAUGUGGCAAAGCUUUUAACCAAUCCUCAACCCUUGCUAGACAUAAGAUAAUUCAUGCUGGAGAAAAACCUUACAAGUGUGAACAAUGUGGCAAAGCCUUUAAAUGGUCCUCAACUCUCACUAAACAUAAGGCAAUUCAUACUGGAGAGAAACCCUACAAAUGUGAAGAUUGUGGCAAAGCCUUUAAUAAGUUCUCAACCCUUACUACACAUAAGGCAAUUCAUGCUGGAGAGAAACACUACAAAUGUGAAGAAUGUGGCAAAGCCUUCAACUGGUUUUCAAACCUUAUGGAACAUAAGAGAAUUCAUACUGGAGAAAAACCCUACAAAUGUGAAGAAUGUGGCAAAGCAUUUAACUGGUCUUCAACGUUCACCAAACAUAAGGUAAUUCAUACUGGAGAGAAACCCUAUAAAUGUAAAGAAUGUGGCAAAGCUUUUAACCAAUGUUCAAACCUUACUACACAUAAGAAAAUUCAUGCUGCAGAAAAAUCUUAUAAAGAAUGUGGCAAAGCUUUUAACCGAUCGUGAACUCACAACACAUAAGAUAAUUUAUGCUGGAGAGAAACCCAGAAGUGUGAAUAAUGUGGCAAAGCCUUUAACAAGUCCUUAAUUCUUAGCAGACAUAAUUCCUACUGGAGAGGAACUGUACAAACCUGAAGAUGUAACAAUGCAAUUGACAACACCUCAACUUUUCUAAAUGUAAAAGAAAUAAUGCUGGUGCAAAAUCCUAAAAAUGGGAAAGAAUAUUACAAAGAUAAAUGGUUGUCAUACUUGAUUGUAGGUAAAAUACUUUGUACUGGAGAAAAUCUACAAGUGUGAAGAAUAUGGCAAAACUUUUAACUGAUGCUGACAAAACUAUGGCUUUGGCUGGGCACAGUGGCCCAUGCCUAUACUCCCAGCAUUCUCGGAUGCUGAGGCAGGUGGAUCACCUGAGG
This is a messenger RNA of Sapajus apella (tufted capuchin), 2474 nucleotides long. Its product is annotated as zinc finger protein 724-like. Gene Ontology annotation, molecular function: RNA polymerase II cis-regulatory region sequence-specific DNA binding; DNA-binding transcription factor activity, RNA polymerase II-specific. Gene Ontology annotation, biological process: regulation of transcription by RNA polymerase II. Lineage: Eukaryota; Metazoa; Chordata; Mammalia; Primates; Cebidae. The transcript is spliced from 6 exons. The record is from RefSeq and is a predicted model, not a curated record.